This is a messenger RNA of Rhodotorula toruloides NP11, 390 nucleotides long. Its product is annotated as 60S ribosomal protein l26. The transcript has 5 exons. The coding region runs from base 1 to 390 and encodes 129 amino acids. Gene Ontology annotation, biological process: ribosomal large subunit biogenesis; cytoplasmic translation. The record is from RefSeq and is a predicted model, not a curated record. NCBI's taxonomy places the organism in Eukaryota, Fungi, Basidiomycota, Microbotryomycetes, Sporidiobolales, Sporidiobolaceae. Gene Ontology annotation, molecular function: RNA binding; structural constituent of ribosome. Gene Ontology annotation, cellular component: cytosolic large ribosomal subunit; ribosome.
AUGGCCGUCACCUCGAUCUCGCAGCGCAAGGCGCACAAGGCCCACUUCGGUGCCCCCUCGUCGGUCCGCCGCAUCUUGAUGUCGGCGCCCCUCUCGAAGGAGCUCCGCGCCGAGCACGGUGUCCGCUCGAUCCCCAUCCGCAAGGAUGACGAGGUCAAGAUCGUCCGUGGCACCUACAAGGGCCGCGAGGGCCGCAUCAACACCUCGAACCGCAAGAACUUCCGCGUCUUCGUCGAGGGUGUCUCGCGCGACAAGGGCAACGGCGCGACCGUCCCCAUCCCCGUCUCUGCCUCCAACGUCGUCAUCACCAAGAUCAAGAUGGACAAGGACCGCACCGCUUUGUUGAAGAGGAAGUCGACCAAGAAGGGCGAGGACGUCGAGAUGAAGUAA